UCUCAGCGGCCCCGUCGCUCGUCCUGGAGCUAGACCAGACGAGGACCUUGAAUUCGAGUUUCUGUUAUUUGUUUUAUUGUACAGACAGACACACAAAGUCAUGCCCACAACGGUGGAAGUUCCGACUUUGCAGGAGCUGAAUGUGGACGAGAUCAAUGUGUCAUCUGCAGUGCUGAAGGCUGCUGCCCACCAUUAUGGCUCCCAGUGUGACAAACCUAACAAGGAGUUCAUGCUCUGCCGCUGGGAGGAGAAGGACCCGAGGAAGUGUCUAGAAGAAGGGAGGAAAGUCAACGAGUGUGCACUCAACUUCUUCAGGCAAAUCAAGGGGAACUGUGCCGAGUCCUUCACGGAGUACUGGACCUGUCUGGAUUAUUCGAACUUGGCAGAACUGCGCCACUGCCGUAAGCAGCAGCAAGUCUUCGACAACUGUGUCCUUGAUAAGCUGGGAUGGGAGAGACCUGAGCUGGGAGACCUGUCUAAGGUGACCAAAGUGGCGACCGCGCGGCCCCUCCCAGAGAACCCCUACCACUCUCGCCCACGUCCCGAGCCCAACAUGGCCGUUGAGGGGAAACUGGAGCCUGCCAAACACGGCAGCAGGUUAUUCUUCUGGAGCUGGUGAGGCAGCUCCAGAAAGUCAAAGUCACCUUCCAAAGCCAUGGGCUCUGUCCAAAAACAGCCAAGCUACUUGUUACCAUUGGUGCAUUAAGGAUGCUGGUUUUAGCUCCCUUAUCUGUGUACAGUUUUAGGUUGCCUUUGGACAGGGCUCAUGUCUCUUGAGCAGCUGUACCUCCAGCAUCAUCAAACAUCGUGAUAAAGGAAGGAAGGAUGGAUGAUUGUGUGAACCAAGUCUAUGAAUCCAUACUGCUUUCCUGACCACUUCUGUAAAUGUAAUGAGUGAACAAAUGCAACAUGCUGUUAUUAUUGUUGUCAAAUAAUAAAGAGAUAAAUUAUAA
Molecule: messenger RNA, 953 nt
Organism: Thunnus maccoyii (southern bluefin tuna)
Lineage: Eukaryota; Metazoa; Chordata; Actinopteri; Scombriformes; Scombridae
Gene: ndufa8
Product: NADH:ubiquinone oxidoreductase subunit A8
Exons: 4
Coding region: 101-619 (172 amino acids)
Biological process (GO): mitochondrial electron transport, NADH to ubiquinone
Source: RefSeq, a predicted model, not a curated record